GUUUCAUACUCUCAUGUACAAUGCUUUCGCCAUUUUUUUAUUAAUUUCUGCAACUUUUCUACUUCAUUUUAUCAUUGUUUAAUGGUUUUAGUACUUCUCUGUUGUGUUUCGUAAUCUGUAGUGCUAUUUUUUUAUGGUUUUGGGAACUGUUCAUCAACUAGUUAGUGGAACUUUGAUUUCUGUACUGAGAUUAUAAAAUAGUUCUGUUUGUCUCGUUGUUGUUACUUUGCCUCCUUUUUUUUUUUGUUUUUGUAUGCUUAUGUGAGAUGGUUUUGAUCUUGUUUUGUUAUUUAUAUGUAAUUUUUUUUUCUUUAAUCUGUUCUUCUUAUUUUUCGUUUUUGGUGAAGUAUCGGAUUCUUAUCUGCUCGUUUUGUUUUGAUUUAAUCAUCUCAUUUACAGUUCUUCUCGUCGUUUGCUUUCUAUUCUUGUUAUGGCUAUAUAAUAUAAUGCUGCCGAUAUGAUGAUGAGGGCUUGAAGCUUUGUUUAUUUUAUAAUUUCACCGUUCAUGAUUCUUCUGUGAUAGCAAGCGUCUUCUGAGGUCGCUUUUCUAUUCCUCUUCCCUGCCCUUUUCUUUUGCUGCUAUUUUGUGAGCUGCAAUGUUGAUGUAUAUAUGUUCUGAUUUUUGUUUUGUUUGGUUUUUUCCCCUUUGAAUUUUUCUCCUUUGUUACUGUACAAAAUAUUGCUGGGGCUGUUUAUCUUUUUCUCUCUGUAGUCUAGGGUAACAUCACUUGAACCUUACUCAUUCUCGUGUUACUAUUUUUUGGACUGCAUAUGUGGGUUCGAUAUGCCUCUUACUCUUUUAUGGCUAGCCAUGUUGUUUUUGGCGAGAAAUAGUUUUUAGGUUUUGGAUGUUAAGAGGGACCUGUGUGGUUAACUUUGAAUUGACUCUUUGUUAAGAUUCAUCAUGGUGAGAUGGUUGGUUACCAGUGUUGAUGCUUUAGGUUUUAAGCAAUUUGGAUGUUGAAUGCUUGUUGGGAUAUUCUUGGUUUAUUCAACAUGCUUAUUGUAUUUUCCUGUUGCCAAACUCUUUUAACUACGUCGAGUGAUUUUGUAUAGUUUUACUGUCUAGCUUGAUCUGACAGAGUUGAACUUGUAAACAUGAUAUGCCUUUCUUUUAGUUUGACGUGGUGUAUUAGUUUAGGGCUUUGUAGUCCACGAUAUUUUUCUGAAUUGGUGUCAGCAAGUGGAAGGAAUCAUUAAAUGGAUGUGGUUUUGAUGAUGCAAUGAUGUGGUGGAACUCUCUACGUCAUAGCCAUUCUUGAUGCUAGCUCAAUUUAGUAACCUAAUCUCUUCAGCAGACUGAUAUACUAGCUGCUUGAAAAAUUGAUAUUCAAUUUUUUUUCCUAAUUAACAAGUGAUUCAGACCUUCAUUGCUUCACAAAUCUUUUCAGGAGUAGCGCUCGCAUUCUCUCUAUAGUAAUUAAUCAUAGCAGCCUCUCUGCCUUGGGUUUCCUUAUCCACCAACUGAUGUUGAAUAUAGAUUCAAGAAAUUUAUUGCAGUUUCAGUCUGGAUUUUCCAAGGCUCAGUUUUAUUCAUUCCAUAGAAAGGAGGCCUCCUUCUUUUGGUACACCUCAAAGUUGACAGAGAUUCAGUUAUGCAGCUUUUCAGUUUUGGUGGCUACUGGAGAAUAAAUUCUGUGACAUAUGCGGAGUAAGUGGCUACAGAGAAUCACUUGCAGCUUGCUUUCGGUGCAAACGAGCAUGCGAACAUAUCUACUGUAUGAGAACAAACCUCAAAUGUGUUCCAGAAAUUUGGUAUUGUGAAGCAUGCAGACUACAGAAAAAGAGUAAUUCAGAAGCCAGAAGGGAUCCAGCGAAAAUAAGCUCUCCUUGGCAGAAGUCUAUAGCACCUGUUCUCAGAAAUAGUCAUUUGAAAGGAGUUGAAACUGGAAAAGUAAAGUGUAUUUCUCCUGAAGAGGCAAUUAUGUUGACAUCUGGGACCAAAAGAAAAGCAGUGAUUUGUUCAACUUCACAGUCUGGUCCAACAGAUAGCAUGACUUCUACGUACAGGAGGAGGAAUCCCCCUGUGUCAACAUCUCAUCUUUCAAAGUGUUUUGUGCAGAAGCAGAAUGCAAAUCCAAAGAAAAUAGCUGUUCGAACCCAACCACCACAUGGUGAUAGAAUUCCAGAUGACAAGCCAAGCCUGGGAGAGAAGUUGAAGCUGUCUAAAGUAGAGGGUGGAGCCUCUGAUGUUGAUCAGAAAUCCCAAAUAAAAUUGCACAAACCUGUGCAUUUGGAUGGUGGGGCUUCUCUUAUGGAGGAGGAUCGUGAAAAUCUUCCUGCUCUAGAUUGUACAUGGAAGGGGAGCUUCGAGAUCCUCGAUAUGUAUUCCUGUAGCCAUUUUUAUGAUGGAUUUCAGGCUCAUCCUCCUGGAAAAGUCUCUCGUAAAGCUUAUGAGUUUUCAAAGAAAAUGUCUGGAAUUCUGCAGUUUAAGUUGGAAAAUAAUUCUGAUGUAUGGGCCAAGGUCUUUGAUUCCUAUUCACCAGCUGGGAGUGAUAUUGCUCUCUACUUUUUCCCUGGGGAUUUCGAGAGGUCAGUUAAAGUGUAUGAAGACCUUUACUCAUACUUAGAAAAGCAUGAUUUUGCAAUGCGGAGUUGCUUGGAAGGAGUAGAGUUAUUGAUAUUUACAUCUAAACAACUGCCUCUGGAUUCAAGAAUAAAUAUGGAGUUAUACCUGUGGGGAGUUUUCCACCAUGUGAAAGGUAACAAUGUUCUGCACCCUGCAGAUGUACCAUCAUCUUCCUCUCAGUUGCUGCCAGCAGAUCUACACAGGUGCGAUGCUCGCCCUGUCAAGUAUGAACAUAAGGAUAAUCUUGCCGUUGUCGACACGGACAUUGACAUGGUUGGUACGAAGGAUGUUGGGAGAGUAGAUGUUGUCAGGCAAGUUGUUAGAGAGGCUAGGCAAUGGGGAUCUUUUGGAACUCCACAGGGUUUACCACAGCUGAAAAGUGGAAAUCACCAGUUUCUUGAUGCUCCUCCUGGAUUUUCUAGACCAGUUAUUAGAGAGGCUAGCUGUGAGAGAUCUUUUUCGAAUUCACUCAAGAAAGUGGAUAGCGUAGACUUGGACUUGAUUUCUACAACACAGCCUCAGAAGAAAGCUCAGAAGAAUGUACAAGCACCACCGAAACAUUGUCAGGUAUUCAAUCCAAGCUGCACGAUGGAUUCAACGACUACUGAAUUUACACGUUCCUCGGAGAAGCAGAAGAGGCCUGAACAAUCUGAGAGCCCUGUUCUCCCUAUAAACCAAGAAGACUACCAUCAGAGACACAGGGAUGGAGGAAAAACCAGAAGCCCAUCCCAUAAAUCUCGAGUUUGGGAUGAUUCAGAAAUGAAAGCUAUGGGAAAGGGUGUGAAAAUUCAAAGUCUGGAUGAGAUACACAAGGCAGCGAAGACAGCUUCAUUUACAUCCCAGGAACUAACAAAGAGCCCAGGUGGUGAUUCUGGAUUUAGGAACCAAUGUCGUCCACUCAUCCCCAUGGACGUGAAGAAAGAAGAUGAGACUCAGGAACGUGAAACAUAUGAACUGGGGAUCAAACUUGGAUGGUACAGCAGCAGAAAGUCAGCGACCAACCUUUACCCCAGCAGAUCUCCUCCCUCAGAGCAGCAGCAGAGGCCUGACCAAACUGAGAACUUUGUUCUCACCCCAAGCUCAUCCCAUAAAUCUCGAGUUUGUGAUAACUCAACGAUCGGAAAGGGGGUGAAAAUUCGAAGCCAGGAAGAGACAGAGAUGGCAGCCCCCGGUGGUGGCUUUAGAUUCAAGGACGUGAAGAAAGAAAAAGAAGAAGAGGCGGUGGCUCGGGAGCAUCAAACGAAUGAAUUGGGGAUCAAACUUGGAUGGUUUGGCAAAAAAAGCCAGUGAAGAACGAGUAGGACGCCAGCAGAUCCAAGACCUCCAUGGCCACCUAAGAAGCCUAUCAAGAGAUUCAAGACCAUAAGGCUUGAAGGAGACGGGUGUGUCGAGCAAAUUUACUAUGUACAGUUAAAAAAAGAUAGAUUUUUGUUUUCCGAUUCAAGUCACCUGUGAAUAUGUGAAGAAGAAGAAAGAGGAGAGAACCUGUGGUAUACUUGUUAUAAGGAUAUAAAUAUAUGGGUUUUUUUUUUGUUGUUCA
Messenger RNA from Macadamia integrifolia, 4109 nucleotides. RefSeq lists its product as uncharacterized. The transcript has 9 exons. Bases 1721 to 3859 code for a protein of 712 amino acids. NCBI's taxonomy places the organism in Eukaryota, Viridiplantae, Streptophyta, Magnoliopsida, Proteales, Proteaceae. The record is from RefSeq and is a predicted model, not a curated record.